Xenia sp. Carnegie-2017 is the source of this 5540-nucleotide messenger RNA. RefSeq names its product protein mono-ADP-ribosyltransferase PARP14-like. The annotation marks the transcript as partial. The record is from RefSeq and is a predicted model, not a curated record. Gene Ontology annotation, molecular function: transcription corepressor activity; NAD+ poly-ADP-ribosyltransferase activity; RNA binding. Gene Ontology annotation, cellular component: nucleus; cytoplasm. The transcript has 10 exons. Lineage: Eukaryota; Metazoa; Cnidaria; Anthozoa; Malacalcyonacea; Xeniidae. Gene Ontology annotation, biological process: negative regulation of gene expression.
AAGAACUCUAUUCCUGACAAGGAAAAAGCAUAUCUAGACGAAGUUCGCACAGUUAUCGUAAGCGGUCUCAAUAUUGACACAACGGACGAAACAUUGCACAUGUUUUUUGGACAUGCCCGAAGAUCUGGCGGAGGUAAAAUCGAACAUCUUGAGCGAUGUGAUUCGGAUGUCGCUCAUCUCACCUUUGCAAAGCCUGAAGUGGCAGCAGAAGUUUUGAAGCGCGAGAAGCUGGAACUUGACGGUUACUUAUUACAAUUGAAAGAAAAACAACCGAAGCUGCAUCUUCCUCCCGACAAGAACAAAUUGUACAUCGAAAACAUUAAGCCGAAGACUACAAAGGACAAUGUUUCAAAUUACAUUGAGCUUCAGACUGACGUAAGAGUUUGUGAACUGUGGUUUGGUGACAGUCAAAAUGCCAUAGUCCUUUUUGAAAACACAGUAGAUCUCGAGAAAGUAUUAAAAAAGAAAAAACCUUUAGAAGGAGCUGAGCUGAAAAUUUCCCAUCCUCCCUUAUGUAACACGUUGUUGAUUACUGGCCUUACCCAGAACACAACAAAGCAAGCCAUCGAGAUGUACUUUGAAAGUGAGAAAUACGGUGGAGGUAAGAUCUAUGGAGAAGUCAUUCACCAAAAAGAGCGUGGAGUAGCAGUUGUUUCUUUCUGUGAUCCUGACGUUUUGAAAUCUUUAUUGUCUAAAGCAGGGUUUGGAGACCCCUGGUCUAAAGAACAGAAAUUAAAUGGAGCCAAGCUGGGUGUCUGUCAGCACUACCAGUUCAUGCGUGAGAUCAAGGAAGUUGUCUAUAAAAAGAUAAGCGUCGAUCGUUAUGUGUUAAAUCACGUAAACAGAAAAUGUCAACUUGAGUUCAGUGAUCAUUUGGGAACCGAAUUGCUUCAAAGGAUCAAUGAAAAUAACGGAGAGUUAACAUUGCCCGAGGAAAUGGCGAAUGCUUGUAAGUCGUAUUUUGAUAGGUUUGUUGUUUUGGAGUUGCCCUUCAGCGAAAAGUUAUUUCAAAAAUCGGAAGAUGAAUUGCGAAAGCUAUGUGGGUUACCGGAAGUGAAAAAUGAUGUUACGGCCAUUAUGGAUAAGAGUAUGGUCAGGGUUGUUGUUGGAAAGGAAAAGGAAAAAUAUGCUCGGCAAAUGUUUCAAGACGCCUUAUCAAAGAUGGAAGAAAGCCUCAACAUUGUUUCCACGGAGACGACUGUACCAAAAAAUAAACUGGAACUAUUAUCGUUACAUGGAUUUGACGCAUUUUUUGGCAAGAAAUGCCAAGCUGAUGUUUGUAUUGUGAAGCGAACUGGUCUAAUCUCGAUCAAAGGAACAGAGAAGCAAGUACAACAAGCGAAAACUUUGAUUUUAGAAAAGUGCAGUCACAUUACAGAGGAUAGCAUUCAGAUCAAAGAAGCACAGAAACGAUUUCUUGAGUCUGGAAAUCUGGACGCCAUCAAUUGUCGCAUGAGAGACGCUGGAAUGAAAGGGAUCAUCUUAUUCAAUGAGGAAUCGAUAGGAAAUAAAAUGAAAGUGCUUGUAUUCAAUGGCACCAAAGUGAAAAAUGUGGAGACGUUUUUAAAUGAUAACAUUUAUGAGAAAGUAUUUCGUCUGGAAGAUGAAAGCGUUGAUCUACUUCAGACUAAUCUUUGGCAAGACUUUAAGACUAAAGCUCUUCAAAACACCCCUUUUUCCAUCGAUAUCAUUGAAAAAGGCCUUGAUAAGAUAUCUGUCAUCGGUGAAAGAAGAAAAGUGGAGGAAACCUGUGAAGCGGUGCAAGAAUUCAUGGAUGAAAACACGAUUGUGAGUGACGAAAUGAACGUCGGUGCUGGAUUGAGCAGAUUUCUGAACGAGUACCAUGGGAAAGAGCUUGAGAAUAUCUGCCAUAUUUUCAUGAAUGCGUCUGUGAAGAUUGAAAGCAAAGAUGGAAUUAUAAAAAUUAAGGGGACAAACUACGGUGUCCAGGAAGCUACAAAGAGUAUCAAUAACAUUCUAUCCAAAGUGGCUUCGGACAAAGUUUCUUUCGUGGAAGCUCGUGCUCGUCAAUAUUUUCAUUCACAAGAAGGCAAAGUGUUUCUGACUGGAAUGGAAUCACGGCAUAAUUGUGUAAUUCAUGUCAGUGAAGACAGUACUGGUGCUUCAGACAUUUCCAAUACCAUACCACCGAUUUCGUCAAGCGUGAUCACGCCGAGUUCGAGGUAUAUUGGCGAUUACGAAACUGCGGAAAAGAUUAAACUUCGUUUAUUCUUAGGUGAUAUAACGAGACAUCAGUGUGACGUGAUCGUGAACGCUGCAAACGGAGAUUUGAAGCAUGUUGGUGGAGUUGCAAAGUGCAUUCUCGAUGCAGCAGGUAAUGAGGUUCAAGACGAGUGCGACGCUUACGUCGAGGCUGCGGGACCACUCUACGAAGGAGAAUGUUUCGUUGGAAAACCGGGAAAACUGCAUUUUAAGUGCAUUAUACACGCUGUGGCUCCAAAAUGGAACGACAGAAAUCACGAGAAAACGCGUAGAAUACUUCAUGUUACAUGUACAAAGGUGCUGUUUGAAGCAAAGGAGUUUCAAAGAAUCGCAAUUCCUACUCUUGGGAGUGGUGUCUUCGGAGUUCCAAAGGAGGUCUGCGCUGAAGUGAUGAUUGAGGCAGCGAAGGAAUUUAGUAGCACUCAUGGUGAUAGCAAGCUGAAAGAGAUUCAUUUUGUCAACAAUGAUAAGGCCAGCUUUGAUGCAUUUCAAAGGCAAUUUGAUUCAAAAUUUGGCAGUGGUUCUUCUGUCAAGACGAACUUUCUUUCACGGCCAAUACCAAGAAAAAGACAUGUCGAAAUUAAUAGCAACUCGUCUUUCGGCAAGAUAGCACCAAUCGUCUCAAAAUUGAGUCUUGACGAAAAAAUUCGCGAAAGGAAGCCUGCUGACCAUAUUCUUAUCGAAGGAAAUAUAAAAAUUUAUAUUGUUGUUGGUGACUUAUCAAAGCAUCGGGCUGACAUUCUGGUCAAUACCACUGGACAAACUCUUCAGCUCAGUUACAAUCACUGCAGUCGAUCAUUGAGCGCCGUCGCAGGACCUGAACUUCAGAACGAAUGCAAUAGGAUCGGCCCAUUAAAGUUGUAUGAAGUGAAAGUCACUGCGGGGGGUAAUUUACAAUGCGACAGUGUUUAUCAUGUUUUAUGUGUUAAAUGGAACAACGGCGAAGGAGAAAAGGUUUUACGAUCAAUUAUUAAACAGUGUUUGUCAACUGCUUGUGCAAAUGGAAAACAAUCUAUUGCAUUUCCAGCGAUUGGGACUGGUGUCCUUGAUUUCCCUCACAAAGAAGCAGCGAGAAUAUUCUUUGAAGUGACCAAGUCAUUUGCGAGGCAGAACUCAAAUUGUAGCCUGAAAGAAGUUGCUUUCGUACUUUUCCGCAAAGAUUUGAAAAUUAUUGAAGCUUUUCAAAAUGAAUUAAAGCAACAAGAAGAAUGGAAUGACAGCAGUGAAUCUGAAGACGGCGGCUCAAGUGGAUUUCAACAACGAUUUAAUAGAAAUUUUAACUCGUCUCAAAACAAUAAAAGUAUUGUAGUGUGUCUUGAAGUUUGCGACAACAAAGUAAUCGAAAUUGCUAAAGGUGACAUCACGAAAGAGUCGAGUGAUGUCAUAGCCCAUGUGACCAACUCCAACUUAGUGAUGCGCAGUGGCGUUGCCAGAGCCUUAUCUCAAGCUGGGGGAAGAGAGAUCAAACGUGCCUGUAAAAGUGCUUUAAAUAGUAGCCCGCCGUUAGCUUCCUCUACUGUCUUGACUAGUGCUGGGACUUUGAGGGCAAAAUAUAUUGCACAUAUGGUUGCCAGAAGCAAUCCAAGUUUAAAUGAAAUUGAGAGUUGCCUGAAAGAUUUUUUUGAUACCAUAAGAAAAAUGGGGCUUCAAAGUGUCUCAUUACCUGCCGUUGGAACGGGCUCUUUAAACCACGAUCCUGAAAAGGCUGCCUUGACUCUUCUUAAAUCAAUCAUACGUUCCCAACGGUCAAAUCCUGGCUCGCCCAACAAAGUUCGUGUUGUUUUGAAGGACGACGAACUCGUCGAAGUAUUCCAGAAAGCUGUAAAGACGAUAAGCGAAUGUGGCGAUCAAAGCUUAUGGAAGAAAAUUACCAAUCCUUUCUCUGGAUCGUCCGUCCCUCGCAUUACUGUACAGCCAAAAUCAAAAAAUGACGCCAGAAUCGAUCUAUCGAUCUAUGCUAAAGACGAUGAGUCUCUAAAAAUGGCAAUAACAGGAAUUUCGAAUAUUAUCAAGUCCCAGAAAAAAAAGGACAAAUUUGAAGACGAAAACAUUAAGAACUUAUCAACCUCGCAAAUAAAGGAUCUGCAAGACUUGUUUGUUGCUAACAACAUCCAAGCUACAAUUGAAGUAAACCUUGACCGAAUUCUGAUGUACGGACAUCCUGAUGACGUUUUUAAAGUCAAAAAUGAGAUUUUCCGGUUUUUAAAAGAACUUGAUAAAGUAGAAACAGAGAAAAAGAGGAUUGAAUUCGAUAAGGGUUUGGCCAAUAUUGUUUCCCAGUGUAUCCAAUGGUACUAUGUGAAUCCAAAAACUGGAGCUCCAGAGGAAUAUGACCCAGGAACAAAUGCCAUAAUUGAGAAGGCGUAUAGCAAGAAGGAAAAGUCCGUAGAGUUUCGCUUCAAAAAACAAGAUUGUGAAAUUGAUUUCGAUGCGAAGUUAGGGAAAACCUCAACUCAUAAACUGAAAAUAAUAAGAAAAGAUCUCAAAGCCGAAACUGCUCUCCCUGAUUACUGGGAUCCUCAGCCUCGUGAUGCAAACGGCAAAGAACAUGUCUUUCAUCUUGUUACUUUGGAUCAGCAGAAUCCCCGUCAUCAGAAGGAAUACAAUGAGGUGAGCGCUGACUUCUUAAAGACUGCCAGGCGCAACAUAAUUAGCAUUCAAAGAGUCCAGAAUCCCACUUUGUAUAAGCAGUAUCUGCUGAAGAAGAAAAGUUUGGAUGAAAAAAAUGGAAGCUGUGAAAAAUGGUUGUUUCACGGCACAGCAGGCAAUAAUUUACAAAAAAUCAACAAAAGUGGACUGAAUCGAAGUUUUGCUGGUAACUCUCAUGGAGCGGCUCACGGACGAGGUGUAUACUUUGCUACUGAUGCAUCUUUGUCUGCUGGAUAUGCACAGCCAUAUGGCUCAACCGGAAGUCGAUAUAUGUAUCGCACCAAAGUUGCUGUUGGUAAAUAUACUCGUAGUAACCCAAGUUUCGUAGUUCCACCAGACAUAUCUCCGGGUAAUGCUUACGACUCUGUUGUCGACAACAUGGCCAAUCCGAAAAUUUAUGUCUUGUUUUACGAUAAUCAGUACUAUCCCGAGUACCUUAUCACCUUCACUUGAAAUUUUACUCAAGACAAGGUGCUGUUAAACGAUUUUAAAUAUGUGUAAUUUCAUCAUUGACUACCUAAGUAAUGAAUAUAAUAUUUCUAUAAACAUAAAAAUGUUUUAGAAAAAAAGUUUAGACUCAACCCGAAACUCGGUUUUCUAAGACAUCUUUGUUAUUGUACAAAAUUGUUGCUAUAUAAUUUUUGCAAAUAAAAUACCUACGUGUCUUU